AAUUGUUAACCAAUAAAAAAGCAUUGUAGUGCUGCGAAUGUUUGGUGUGACUUUUGAGCGGAAAUUCUGCAACAUCUGCCGAGCACAUAAUUAUUCUCAGCGUGUAUAGUUGAUUCUAGAAGACGAUACUCUGUACGAUAAAGCUUUUCCUUGCUAUUUUGCCUGCGUAAAUUAGUGUUGUUGUUAGCUGUGGAGCCACAAAUAUUCGAUCUUUUUUCUGUUUUUUUGGUUGCGUAUGCUGGAGUACUUCUAGAUCCGAUCCGUUCUGAAAUAUAUUCGAUCAUUGAACGUCAGCAGGAGGAGUUUUGGGUGGAUAAAAGUCACAGGAAAAACACUGCAUUACUGAUUGUGCUGUUCCCGUAUCGGCAAACUAAAUACGGAUCCUUUCCUAAGUUUCAUUGUUAUAUCCAUUUAAACACAUUACAUGCACAGCGUGUCAUUAGUAAAAGUGUCUAGCGAAGCAAAAAAGAUGCACCAUACCGAAAAUGAUAAAAAACGAGCCAAUUUUUCGGCGUUGAACCCUGUAAAUGGAGCUAUUAUUAAAACGACCACCACUGGAAAGCCUGGCGAUGUAAAAAAAAUCAUUAUCAAGAAUAUGAAAUCUUUUCCCUCAAUUCCGGAAAACUUCGAAGAAACUACAUGGAACCAGCUGCGAAAAGCGGUAAUUGCCAUUCAAACUUCGACGCCAAUUGAAUAUUCGCUGGAAUGUCUUUGCCAAGCGGUAUCACACAUGUGUGAAGACAAGAUGGACUCACAGUUAUACGUUAACCUGACAGCCUUAGUUGAGCAGCAUGUGAAGGCAAAUAUUGUACCAUUUUUAUCUGAGUCGGGAGACAAAUUGGUAUAUCUGAAGAAAAUGAAUGAUUAUUGGCAAUCGCACUGUCAACAGAUGAUCAUGAUCCGCAGCAUAUUUCUCUACCUUGAUCGUAUAUACGUCUUGAAUAACCCAACAGUACACUCAAUAUGGGAGAUGGGAUUAGAACUGUUUCGCGACCAUAUCGCUAUGAACAAUUUGGUUCAAGCACGCACCGUUGAAGGAAUACUUAUUCUGAUUGAAAAAGAACGUCACGGUGACACCGUUGAUCGAUCUCUGUUGAAAAGCCUUUUACGAAUGUUGUCCGACCUUCAAAUUUAUCGGGAUGCCUUUGAGCAAAAGUUUCUUAUGGCCACAAAACAUCUGUAUCAAGCUGAGGGGCAGGCCAAGAUGGAAGAACUGGACGUUCCGGACUAUUUGCAACAUGUGGAUAAACGUUUGAAUGAAGAGGAAGAGCGCCUGGAACAUUAUCUAGACGGCUGUACAAGGCAUCAGUUGAUAGUGACGGUGGAGAGACAGUUAAUUAACGAACACGUAACUGGAAUAUUGCAAAAAGGGUUAGACCAACUUCUUGAGGAAAACAGGCUGGCCGAUCUAACUCGUCUUUACAAGUUGUUCUGCCGUGUGAAGAAUGGUACCACGGAGCUAUGCGCACACUUUAAUGCAUACAUUAAAAAGAAAGGGCGAACAAUUGUCAUCGAUCCGGAGAAGGACAAAUCUAUGGUGCAAGAUUUGUUAGAUUACAAAGACAAAAUGGAUAAUAUCGUCAAUACAUGCUUCGAAAAAAACGAAAAAUUCGGUAACUCAUUGCGUGAAGCCUUCGAGUACUUUAUAAACCAGAGAUCUAACAAACCUGCUGAGUUAAUUGCAAAGUAUGUGGACAUGAAGCUACGGGCGGGCAACAAAGAAGCAACGGAAGAGGAAUUGGAACAGAUCCUUGAUAAGAUCAUGGUACAAUUUCGAUUCAUUCACGGUAAAGACGUAUUCGAGGCGUUUUACAAAAAAGAUCUUGCCAAACGUCUACUGGUUGGUAAGUCUGCUUCGGUUGAUGCAGAAAAAAGCAUGUUGUCUAAACUAAAGCAGGAAUGCGGUGGCGGAUUCACUUCCAAACUAGAAGGCAUGUUCAAGGAUAUGGAAUUAAGCCGAGAUAUCAAUUUUGCGUUCAAACAGAGUAUGCAAAAUUCGGAACACAAAGAGCUUCAAAAUAUCGAUCUUACUGUAAACAUACUGACAAUGGGAUUCUGGCCAACUUAUCCGGUAAUGGAAGUUACUCUUCCACAAGAAUUGUUACAGUAUCAAUCGAUUUUCAACAAAUUUUACCUAGCAAAACAUAGUGGACGAAAGCUUCAAUGGCAGCCAACGCUUGGUCAUUGCGUGCUUAAAGCACAAUUUGAUGCGGGACCAAAAGAUUUGCAAGUAUCUCUUUUUCAAGCUCUAGUGCUGCUAUUGUUCAACUAUAACGCUGCUAUUUCAUUUGAAGAAAUACGCGCAGCAGUUAUUAUAGAGGUUGGAGAAUUGAAGCGCACCUUACAAUCGCUUGCCUGCGGUAAGGCCCGCGUUCUUACAAAAAUACCCAAAGGUCGUGAGGUGGAAACUACAGACAAGUUUCAGUUCAACAACGAGUUCACCAAUAAGUUGUUUAGGAUCAAAAUCAAUCAAAUCCAAAUGAAGGAAACGACGGAAGAACAAAAAGCCACUGAAGAGCGUGUAUACCAAGAUCGUCAGUAUCAAAUCGAUGCAGCAAUUGUACGAAUUAUGAAAAUGAGGAAAACGCUUAGCCACAACUUAUUGAUCACGGAGCUGUAUAAACAGCUUACUUUUCCGGUGAAGCCUGCUGACUUAAAGAAACGGAUCGAAUCUUUAAUUGAUCGAGAUUACAUGGAACGAGAUAAGGAUAAUCAAAACCAAUACAACUAUGUUGCCUAAAUCUCUCAAGGAGUAUUAUCAGGCAAUGCGGAACAUCUUGUGAAACUUUGUUUAUAAGAAGUUCUCUUGUCAGUAAAGGAAAACACCAAACUUUUGAGACAUGCAAGAUAAUGUCAUAUAGCUAAAGAACUAAUUUUCUUCCGAUCAUGUUAUGCUCGAAAAAGUAAUGGCGUUGACAUUCAUACAGCUGGAUGAUUAUGUGUAUCGCAGACUAUCUCUUACAACGGAAGGGAAGACGGCACUACAGUUUAACUGCUCGUUAAUUUUAAACAAUCGUAUGUACAUUUUGUAAUAAACCGGCGAAGAGUG
Molecule: messenger RNA, 3049 nt
Organism: Anopheles stephensi (Asian malaria mosquito)
Lineage: Eukaryota; Metazoa; Arthropoda; Insecta; Diptera; Culicidae
Gene: Cul4
Product: cullin-4B
Exons: 8
Coding region: 425-2740 (771 amino acids)
Biological process (GO): protein ubiquitination; DNA damage response; ubiquitin-dependent protein catabolic process
Cellular component (GO): Cul4-RING E3 ubiquitin ligase complex
Molecular function (GO): ubiquitin protein ligase binding
Source: RefSeq, a predicted model, not a curated record